Zingiber officinale is the source of this 1426-nucleotide messenger RNA. Its product is annotated as protein IN CHLOROPLAST ATPASE BIOGENESIS, chloroplastic-like. Bases 92 to 1300 code for a protein of 402 amino acids. The transcript has 12 exons. The record is from RefSeq and is a predicted model, not a curated record. Lineage: Eukaryota; Viridiplantae; Streptophyta; Magnoliopsida; Zingiberales; Zingiberaceae.
UCUCGACCUACGAGACCGCAAACGGAAAGUGGCCGCCCAUUGAAAUCUCAGCCACGUCGUUGCCGGAAUCAUCCAACGCCGGUUCCAGUCCAUGUCGGCUGUGUUCCGGAGUCUACGCCUCCUUCCAACGCCAUCGAGUUUCUCGAGCUCAUUGAUAUUGCCUGUCUCCUACAGGACCCGUGCCUUCGGUAAGCCAAAUAGAUCCUUGAGAUGGUCGGAAACCACCCUCGGCAAGAGCGAUCUAUUCGUGUCGAAGAGGGCCAGGUGCUCGGGUGGAGGCGCGAGGUCUGCCGACGUCAGAUGCGUAGCGCCCAAGGAUGGAAGGGUGGUUGGCGUUCCCGACGCCAGAUACACAGGUAUUGAGUGCUUACUGAUGAUGUUCCUCAGAGAUCAUUUCUCUUUCAUUGAAGAUGUUGCUGCAGCAAGAGCUCCUGAGAGCUUGAAUCACUUAUUGAACAUGCUCCAAGCCCGAGGUGAAGCAUUAAUAUCACCUGCAGCCAAGGAAGGGCUGAUUCCUCUUGUUAUUCCACUGUCAGAAAACCCUUCAGGUAAGCUGACUUCUUUGCUAAGAUGGCCAACUUCUCCUCCAGGGAUGGAAAUGCCAGUUGUGGAAGUUCAUAAGCACGGUGUGUGGCUUCUGGCAAAGAGUGUCGAUCAGUACAUCCACAGAAUGCUUGUUGAGGAAGAUGCCAAUGUUGAAAAUACUAGCAAACUGUGGGAUGCAUCUGCUGAAGCUGGGCAAAAGUUAUAUAAAAAGGCUGACCUUUCAGAGUCAGGAAUUGCUGACCUUGAUAUAUAUCUUUUAAAAAAGGUGGGAUUGUUUCCAGAUGUUAUUGAGCGUAAAAUUUCACGCCACUUAGAGACAGGGGAUCAAGUUUCUGCCAUGAUCACCGGAGAAUUCUACACAAAGCAACAUUUCCCGGGAUUUGGACGGCCCUUCGCUUUUAAUGCACAGAUUUUGCUGAAGGUUGGGCGUAAUCUUGAAGCUAAAGAUGCAGCCAGGGGGGCUCUAAAGUCACCAUGGUGGACGCUAGGUUUCAAGUAUCAAGAUGUUGCUGAUAUUGCAGAAUGGGAGGAUGAACAGAUUGAGUACAUCAAAGAAAAAAUAACCGAAGAGGGUCGGAUGGAAGAUCUGAAGAAGGGCAAAGCACCUGAACAGGCGGCAUUGGAUGAAGCAGCAUUUUUGAUGGAUUUGGCCUCAAUUGAUGGGUCGUGGAAUGAAGUUGUCGAUCGUAUUGCAGAGUGUUACAUGGAAGCGGGACUUCAUGAUAUUGCAAAGUUUAUCGCUUUUAGGGAAUAGAUUAUGGAUGCUCUAUUCCUACCCCUUUCUCAGAAUUUCUAAGUUGAAUCUGAGAUGAGAAUGUGCAUGAACCUUCAUCGUGUUACACCUUUUUAUUGAGAAUAAUUGUUAUGCUCUAUUCCUACA